AAGAGGUUUGAAUGCUGGCACCUGUUGUGUUGAAUCAACGGAGCUCACACGUCCUCUCCAAAUAGUACAAGUUUGUGAGUUUUUGGGCUGAAAAGAGUGAUUCUAAACGCCCUACACCUCGCAUGAUACACUAGCUAAAAUGCUAACGCUAGCUAAAAUGCUAACGCUAGCUAAAAGGCUAACGCUAGCUAAAAUACAAGGAGUGAUGUGUGAUUGAAUAUGAUUGUAAGUACAUUUUAUACUUGAUUAUCACGCAUUUGUAACUUAUUAUGAACUCAGUAUCAAUGAAAUGUGUUAUUUUUGUGUAUUUGCAUAUUUUUGGAAAGGAAGAUACUGUUUUGAACAAAUAUUCUGUGCAUUUGCGGGGUCCUGAAUGCUGAAUCAAAAAUGUAUUUGAUUCUAUUUGCAUUUCAUUACCCUGUGAAAGGAUACUAUAAAUGGCUGACAAAUUCAAGGUAUCAACAGUAAGUUCUCUACACAAGUCUUAUUUAUUAUAGUAUUAUUUUUUGGCUUCAAUUCCACUCCUAUUUUCUGGGAGGAUGGGUGAUGUCAUUGCACCGUGGGUGCUAUCAGAAGGCACCCAAAGGUUUUUUCCGCACCUUAUUUUGAAAUAAGCAAACCAAAAGCGCAUCACAAGCCCUCCACGUUCACUUGACUCAUUGCUUUCCAGUGGCGUCUUUUAGCCACAAGGAUCGGUGGUCACCCAGUCAGGGUUUAGAGGAAACAUGAUGUGCGCCAUCCACGUCAUUCACUUCUCUUUUUUAAAAAAGAUUAGUCUCAUUUCAUCCCUGUGGGUGAAUGAUGUCACUCACAGCAUUAGUUAAUUGAAGACUAUAAAGAGCAACAUUAUAAAAAAUGAAGAAAAAAAAAACAUUUGCUUCAUCCAAGGCUGCUUGUAUGUAUGUUAGCUUGCUUUCCUUGUUUGAAAACAGCAUCGAUCCAGCAAACAAGCUAUUUAAAUGCUAUAGCCGUGUAGAAUCGCUAAAUAAUUUUAAAAACAUAUUUGAUUGGUUUUGGACUGAUUUUAUUCCUCCUGACUUUAUAGCAGCUGAAAUUAUUUUAACGAAUAUUUUAUACAUGCAUUUUUAUUCCAUGAAAUUUUCGGCACAAACUGAUGAGAGAAAAAAAAAUCAAAAUUCAAACGUAAAAAAAAAACAUAAAUUCGUUGUCUUUGGUAGUGGAGGCUUGCGUCCACUGAGGUGUCAGGAAGACUUGCAGUGGGUUUAAAUGUUUUUUCACAUCAACCACUGGAACAUCUCCGCUCGCCACUGCAGGCCACAAAGUGUCAGUCUUUGCGCAAGCGAGGCUAAAUAGGAGUUAGGCCAGCCCAUAUUUAGACCCGGUGCGACUUCACUUGACACAGCACUUCUACUCCCACCCGACAUACUUGGGAGGAAGAGCUUCCACGCGUGAUGACACAGAGGUAGCUCCUCGCCACGCCGGUCCGGCAGUAAGGUCAAAGUUUACACCCUCUUAUCUGGAAGGCUUCUACACACCCAGGAGAUGAUCCAUUAACUUCGGGCUGCGUCUGUGACGGGUAUAAAGAGGCGUCGCUCUGAGGUUUCUUCUCAGAUGCAAGCAUGAGAAAAGGAGUCUACCUCAGCAAAGGAACGGCGGUCACCUUAGUGGUGGUGGGUGUAGCGGCCGCCGCUACCAUCAUCGCCUUGGCUGUGGUCUACGCUGAGGAGAGGUCAAAGAAUGAAGCAGCGUCAGUAUCCUCCACAGCUCAGCCCUCUACGACCACCAUCACCUCCACCCCUUCCUCCAACAUCAGCACCACCACACCUCCUGGCCCGCAGCAGCCCUGGCACCGCUACCGGCUGCCCACCUCCGUCGUCCCCAUCUCAUACGAUGUCACCCUGUGGCCUCGUCUGGAGCCCCGAUCCGACGGCCUCUUCUUCUUCACCGGGAGCUCCACGGUGGUCUUCACCUGCGUCAACAACACGGACCUCAUCCUCAUCCACUCUCAUAAGCUCAACCUGAGCAGCUUUGACGGAGACCACCUGGCCCUGCUGCAGGGUCUCGACGGAACAGAGGCGCCCCCGCUGAGGAAGACCUGGUUGGAGGUCCCCACGCAGUACCUGGUCAUCCAACUGAGCGGGGAGCUGCAAGCCGGCAGUACAUACAGCCUCUACACCAGCUUUGAGGGAGAGCUAGCAGACGACCUGGGGGGCUUCUACAGGAGCGAGUACAUGGAGGACGGAGUGAAAAAGGUCUUGGCCACCACGCAGAUGCAGCCCACGGACGCCAGGAAAACUUUCCCGUGCUUCGACGAGCCCGCCAUGAAGGCCGUCUUCACGUUGACGCUCUUUCACCCCCGAGGGACCGUGGCGCUUUCCAACGCCGUCAACAACGGUGAGUCAGUCCUUUUCCGUUCCACGGCUGAGCAUCAUCAAGCGUUUUUUGUCCCGGUAGAGCCUAUCAACGUCAACAUCGAUGGCGUGCCUUUACUCCAGACUGACUUUCAACCCACAGAGAGAAUGUCCACCUACUUGCUGGCCAUCGUCGUGUGCGACUUUGGACACAUCGCCGCCGACCCGGGAGCGGACGUUCUGAUCAGGAUCUGGGCUCGCAAGCUAGCCAUCGAGGAGGGCCAAGGGGACUACGCUCUGGCCAAGACCGGACCGAUCCUGGCAUUCUUUGAGGACUACUAUAACUCCUCCUACCCCCUGAAGAAGUCUGACCAGAUCGCUCUACCAGACUUCAGCGCCGGCGCCAUGGAGAACUGGGGUCUGAUCACCUACAGCGAGAGCGCUCUCCUAUACAACCCCAACGUGUCAUCCAAUGGGGACAAGGAAUGGGUGGCCACCGUCAUCUCUCAUGAGCUGGCUCACAUGUGGUUUGGGAACCUGGUGACCACACGCUGGUGGAAUGACUUGUGGCUCAAUGAAGGAUUUGCCACCUACGUGUCCUACCUAGGAGCCCACUACGCUGAACCCUCAUGGAAUAUGAAAGACUUGAUCGUCCUGAACGAGAUCAUCAGCGUGAUGAACGUGGACGCGUUGGCCUCGUCCCACCCCCUGUCAUCCAAGGAGGAGGACAUCCAGACGCCAGCACAGAUCAACCAGCUCUUCGACUCCAUCACAUACAGCAAGGGAGCCGCCGUGCUCAGGAUGCUGUCUGAGUUCAUCACAGAGGACGUCUUUUCCAAAGGACUCCAUAACUACUUGGAGGAGUUCAAGUACGACAACACAGUCUACACAGACCUCUGGAAGCACCUGCAAAUGGCGGUGGAUGAAGCCGGCCUGACUCUUCCUCACUCGGUGGAGACCAUCAUGAAUCGCUGGAUCCUCCAGAUGGGCUUUCCUGUGGUCACCAUCGACACCCAGACUGGGAGAAUCUCCCAGAAACACUUCUUGCUGGACCCCGACUCCGUGGUGGACGCCCCCUCACAGUUCAAUUAUGAGUGGUUUGUUCCUGUCACGUGGAUAAAGACUGAUGGCGUUCCUCAGCAGCACUGGCUUCUUAGUAAAGAAGAAACAAACCCGGACAUGGUUCUUCUGGGUCCUGAUGAGUGGCUGAUGGCCAACAUAAACAUGACGGGCUUCUACAGGGUCAACUACGACCUGCAGAACUGGGAGCGUCUCCUGGCCAAGCUGGACUCGCAGCAUCAGGAUAUCCCGGUCGUCAACCGAGCUCAGAUCAUUGGCGAUGCUUUCAACUUGGCCAGAGCAAAGAUGGUGAACCUAACUCUGGCUCUGAGCACCACCAAGUUCCUGCAGAAGGAAGUGGAGUACCUGCCCUGGCAGACGGCCAGUAGCAACCUGGACUACUUCUACCUCAUGUUUGAUCGCAGCGAGGUCUACGGACCCAUGCAGGCGUACAUGAAGAAGCAAAUCACUCCCCUGUUCGAGUACUUCCGAGAGGUGACGGCCAACUGGACCCAGGUUCCCGACAAGCACACGGACCAGUACAACCAGGUGAUUGCCAUCUCCAAGGCCUGCAGCAGCGGAGUGGAAGCCUGUCGGGAGCUGGUCGCCGGCUGGUUCAGGGACUGGAUGAGAAACGGCACCAACGUGAUCAGUCCCAACCUGAGGUCCACGGCGUACUGCAGCGCCGUGGCGGCGGGCGGCGCGGAGGAGUGGGACUUUGCUUGGGCCAUGUUCAAGAACGCCACCAUCGCCUCAGAGGCCAACAAGCUCCUAAGUGCGCUGGCCUGCACCAGACAACCCUGGCUGCUCAACAGGUAUCUGGACUACAGUCUGGACACAGAGAAGAUCCGGAAGCAGGACGCCACCAACGUCAUCACCUCCAUUGCCGGGAACGCCAUCGGACAGCCGCUGGCCUGGGACUUUGUCAGAAGCAAGUGGGACUACUUGUACAAUGAUUACGGUGGUGGAUCGUUCUCCUUCGGCGGCCUCAUUCACGGCGUCACCCAACGCUUCUCCACCCAGUUUGAGUACGAGCAGCUGCUGGACUUCAAAGAGGAGAACGCGGGGCAGUUGGGCUCGGCCGCCGCCGCCGUGGAGCAGGCGCUGGAGAGGACCAGGACCAACAUGAAGUGGGUGGCACACAACAGGAAGGACGUACUGGAAUGGUUCACUCGUGAAACCUCAGACUCAGCCUGAUGUCCUGCUUAGCUGGCACCCCCGCCCCCUCCCCCCGCCUCAUACGUGGAGUUAAGUACAUGUAGAUAUUUUUUAUUGUGACACAUUUGAUAAGAUAAGAUAUGCCUUUAUUCGUAUUUUUAUUUUAUUUGUAAAUAAACCUACGCUAAUGUCACUCGUCACUCACGCUACAUAACACCAUGAAUACCAUCCAUCCAUUUCAUAUUAUUAUUAUAUCAAUAAACUUUUAUCAAUACAAUUAUAUACAGUAUGUAUAGGAAGAACUAUAAUAAUAUAUCAAUAAAUAAUAAGUCUAUUGUAAUGGAUAAAUUGGAAUAAAUCAGUAAAUAACUAAUAAUAUUUAUAUUGUAAUAAUAAUAAUUUUAAUGUCAUAGGAAUAUUGAGCAACAAAAAAUAUAUACGUAUCUUUUAUUACAGCUUUCAUUUUUUUUAGUUAAUUUGU
Molecule: messenger RNA, 5010 nt
Organism: Doryrhamphus excisus (bluestripe pipefish)
Lineage: Eukaryota; Metazoa; Chordata; Actinopteri; Syngnathiformes; Syngnathidae
Source: RefSeq, a predicted model, not a curated record